Molecule: messenger RNA, 2061 nt
Organism: Colletotrichum orchidophilum
Lineage: Eukaryota; Fungi; Ascomycota; Sordariomycetes; Glomerellales; Glomerellaceae
Exons: 6
Coding region: 1-2061 (686 amino acids)
Source: RefSeq, a predicted model, not a curated record
AUGUCCGGUGCUGGCGCUGAGCCAGAGGCGGCGCCUUUUCUCGCCAUCGUUAACCGACUGCUGGCGUUGGGGUCGUACAGCAUUCUGGGUAUAGACUGGGGCAGCACCGCGAUCCGUGCGAGCCUCUGCGUCAAGAGGACGAAGGAGUUGCAUUCAAUCUGGAAUACCGGUGCAACUCCAGGACACGACAUCCGGUACCAGACCGGCGCCUUCAACGCAACCCUCUAUUUUGACGAUCGCGGCGGUCUAGCCUAUACUGGCGAAAAGUUCAACGGGACCUGCACGCCCAUCCCCUCAAAAUGGUUCCUGUGCGAGGACCGCGAGACGGGGAACCCGCUCCUCGACGGCCUCCUGGCAAAGUAUAAGGGCCUGAAGAAGAGAAUCCGCAGGAAUCUGGAAGCCAUCGUGCGGACUGUCUUUCAGGAGGUGGACAAGGUCUGCAGCGAGAAGCCGUACGUCAUUGAGGAGGUCGGCCUCUCGUAUCCGGCGCACUGGACGCCCAGGGAGUUGUCUAGCUACGAGAACCUGAUCGCUGCUGUCAUGAUGGAGUUCAAGGUCAUGAAAUCGGCCCACGGUCACAUCAAGUUCCACGUAGAGAGUCUGGCGUCAGCUCACUUUCUCUUCUCGAGCCGACGCCAUAUCAAGCCUAUCCUUACCAAGGUAGACGAACCAUAUCUGUUAGUCUUUCUUGACUUUGGAGGUCAUACUAUGAAUGGCUGCAUGUUCAGCGUUGUACGACGAAGCGGCGAUAACUUGGGCUAUUUCAGAGUUGGCGAAGCCUUCACCGCUCAUGGCGGGACGCAGCUAUGGGAGAAAAAGAUUGAUGAAUUCGCGACCAAUUACGUCGAGAAGAGCCUCAAAUUAACUUUGCUCCCGAGUCAACGAGCAGAGAUCUUGGAGGAGUUCCACCUCAAGAUCAAGAGACUCCAGUCAGACAUAUUUCAAAGCAUGAUCUUGCACACGGAUGAUCCGAAAGAUAAUAGGAGUAUCGCGAUACACCUUCGCGGGAGCGACGCCAAGCAAUGUUUCCUCGACGGGCUGGAGGAGGCUCUCAACCUCGCCAGGGAGAAGAUUGCCGAAGCCGUUGCCCUGACGUCAAAUGUCAAGAUUGUUCUGUCUGGCGGCAGUGGCAAGAAUAGCCUGGUGCAGGCUGAUGUUCAGCAUGCAUGUGCGGAACUGGGGAUUGAUAAGCCCUUCCUCUUGUAUGAGGCGGUCAGUGAGAAAGACUCUUUCAACAUAAGCAAGGGCGCUGCAUAUGCCACGGCCGACAAGAUCACGGUGCAAGAAUUCAUUCAAAGGGGCGCCGCUUUUGGCUUCCAAUUAGGUCGACCGGAGAAGGGCAAGGACGGCCCCUUCAUAAGUUGGGAGAGCGCGGCAACCCUCGCUCUCGAUGCCGACGGUCCCCAUUAUUUUAGAAAGCGGUAUGGCGGGGGUACAAGGCUCAGGAUCGUCUGCGACCCCUUCCUACAAUCCUCAGCCAAGUGGGAUCACAUCCCAUCGGUGUGGUGCUACGACGUGCUCGAGAUCGCGCCGCCUCCCAAGGGCCACUGGGAGUUCAGCCUACGACUGCACGACUUUGGCCACGGCGAGCUGGGGCUGGUAAUCCGCAAGACGAAGCUGACGUGGACGAGCAAGGCCAUGGUGGAGACGAGGAAUUACGGGCCCUUUCCGCUUUUCUACGACGCGUCCUCGAACUGUUGCCUGAUCAACACGGACAAGAUCAAGAGCGAGGACAUCGACUUUUAUAACGGCAUCCUGUUGACCGAUGGGGGCGAGCUGGUGCCAUGCGACCCGGAGGCGGUGGCGGACCAGAUCCUGGACCUGCAGAAGGAGAAGGACGAUAUGCUAAGGGAGUCGAGUCGGAUGAAUGCGUCCAUUUCCGACAGAGGCAAAGAAGAGAAUGAGCAAAGCAACGCGUCUGGAAAGCGGCCCUUGCCGUCGGACCUGCACACAAGGGGAACAGAGGUGCGGGAAGGAGUAGGCCGUAACAACGACAAGGCACAAGAGCCGGCCUUUAAAAGACGACUGAUGCUACGGCAGGAGGAUCCGGAACGACACUGA